Messenger RNA from Aspergillus pseudonomiae, 972 nucleotides. Its product is annotated as NADP-dependent oxidoreductase domain-containing protein. Gene Ontology annotation, molecular function: aldose reductase (NADPH) activity. Bases 1 to 972 code for a protein of 323 amino acids. NCBI's taxonomy places the organism in Eukaryota, Fungi, Ascomycota, Eurotiomycetes, Eurotiales, Aspergillaceae. The record is from RefSeq and is a predicted model, not a curated record. The transcript is spliced from 7 exons. Gene Ontology annotation, cellular component: cytosol.
AUGUCUCUGGGAAGAACUUUCAAACUCAACUCGGGAUACAACAUCCCCGCCAUCGGACUGGGAACUUGGCUCUCAAAACCUCACGAGGUUGAGAAUGCCGUCGAGGCAGCGUUGCGCGCAGGAUAUCGCCAUAUCGACGCUGCAGCAUGCUACCAGAAUGAGAAUGAAGUAGGAAACGGCUGGAAGAAAUCGGGUGUGCCUCGGGACCAGAUCUUUAUCACUAGCAAGUUAUGGAACACACAUCACCAUCCCGAACAUGUCGAGGAGGCAGUCAGCAAGACCCUUAAGGACCUUCAGACGGACUACCUGGAUCUAUACUUGAUCCACUGGCCCGUCGCAUUUGAACAUACAAACGAAACUCUCACGCCUAUCGAUCCGGUCACGAAGCGAUUCCGUUUAGCGAACGUUCCUAUCGCCGAGACAUGGGCUGCUCUGGAGAAGCUCGUGGAGGCGGGCAAGCUCCGAAGCAUCGGUGUGAGCAAUUUCACACAGGACAAGAUCGAUGAUCUUCUUAAGACGGCCAAGAUUCCCCCGGCUGUCAACCAAAUCGAGGCCCAUCCUUAUCUCCAACAGCCCAGUCUGCAUAAGUACCUGAAGGAGAAGAAUAUCUUAUCUGUCGCAUACAGUCCUCUGGGCAACAACAUCUACAACGCCCCACGUGUUGUCGACGACCCCGCAGUCAAAGCGAUCGCCGAUAAAUUAGGCAAAGACCCAGCCGCCGUUUUGAUCUCGUGGGCUGUCCAGCGCGGCACUGCCGUGCUGCCGAAGAGUGUCACUCCCUCGCGAAUCGAAAGCAACUUCCAGGAUUUCAUUAUUCCCGACCCUGAAUUCGAAGCCCUGAACCAACUUGACCGUAACCAAAGAUACAACUUCCCCUUCCGUUGGGGAAUUGAUGUCUUUGGGGAAGUGGGAGCUGAAGAAACAGAGAGGCGGGCGGAGGAGCAUGCUGCGAAGCAGAGAGAGGGAGCUUAG